Coccomyxa subellipsoidea C-169 is the source of this 738-nucleotide messenger RNA. Its product is annotated as integral membrane protein. Bases 1 to 738 code for a protein of 245 amino acids. The record is from RefSeq and is a predicted model, not a curated record. The transcript has 7 exons. Lineage: Eukaryota; Viridiplantae; Chlorophyta; Trebouxiophyceae; Coccomyxaceae. Gene Ontology annotation, cellular component: Golgi apparatus.
AUGGACAGCAAUCCUGAAGACCCACAGGACGCAGAUCUCCUCCUUGAUGCUGAGGAAGGACUCGACAGUCCAAAAGGAAGACCUGUAAGGCGUACAUCAACUAGAGAGGCUCUGCACUCUGUACUUUCGAGCUGGGUGUCAAGGAGGUUCUUUGGGGGAUGCGCGGUGCUGUUUCCCAUGGUCAUUACUGUGUACAUCACCUGGUGGUUCCUCACCUUCUUUGACAACUUCUUCUCGCCUGUCUACGAGGCCCUCUUUGGCUUCCACGUUUUUGGCCUCGGCUUUGUGACAUCCAUGGGCUUCAUCAUCGGCACAGGUGUGUUUGUGUCAUCCUGGUUGGGAGGGCUGCUGCUGCAAGUGGCAGACUGGAUUAUCAAGAAACUGCCCCUCAUCAAGCACAUCUACUCUGCAGCAAAGCAGGUGAGCGGGGCUGUGAACCCUGCGAACGAAACCACGGCAUCGUUCCGGGAGUGCGUGCUCAUACGGCAUCCCAGGCAUGGCGAGUAUGCCUUCGCCUUCAUCACAGGCACGACUGUGCUGCAGCAAGAGGAUGGGUCGCCGGGGAUGGAGCUGUACAGUGUGUAUGUGCCCACCAAUCACAUCUACGUGGGGGACAUCUUCCUGCUGGGCCGAGAGGAUGUCAUCCACACCAACCUCUCCGUGCGAGAGGGUCUAGAGAUCGUUGUUUCUGUGGGCAUGGCGUUGCCGCGCAACCUGUCAGGCUACAUCAAGACAUAG